CCUCUCACUCUCAGCAAUUACAUUUGCAAAUGGCCUCCGCUACUUACGAAGUCCAAGUCACAAUUUCCUCCGCCAAAGAUCUCAAAAACAUCAACUGGCGUCACGGCUCUCUCAAACCCUACGCCGUCGUUUGGCUCGACCCCAGCUCCAAAUGCUCCACUCUCGUCGACCCACAAGGCGACACGUGUCCCCAAUGGAAUCAAACCCUAGUCAUUCCUUUUUAUGCUCCUAUCAAUGACUCUGUCCUUCGUGUUGACAUCGUUCACGCCGAUGCAGCCGAGGAUGUCAAGCCGCUCAUCGGCUCGGCUAAGCUGCCGCUUUAUGAAGUGGUUGAUGAGUUUGGACUCGGAGCUGAGUCGACUCAGAAGAGGCUCGAGUUGAAACGUCCUUCUGGCCGGCCGCAUGGAAAGCUCGAGCUCUCGGUGGUGGUACGUGAGCGUCGUAGUUUUCCGCCGCCGUAUGCGGCUGCGGCUCCACCGGCUUACGGUGGUCCUUAUGCCGCUGCGGCUCCACAGCAGGCUUAUGGUGGACCUUACGUGGCUCCGCCACCUUAUAAUAACUAUGGAUCUUAUAAUGCUCAGGCUCCAAACCCGUAUCCUUAUUCGAGCGGGGCUCCGAGCGGAUAUGGGUACGGAGAAUAUAAUAAUAAUAAUAAUAAUAAUGGGCAAGGGCAGAAAAGUAAAAGUGGGAUGGGAAUGGGGACGGGAUUAGCUGUGGGCGCGGUUGCAGGGGUGUUGGGUGGACUUGCCAUAGCGGAGGGUCUGGAUUACGUGGAAAACGAGAUAGCUGAAGAUGCAGCAGAUAAAGUGGAGGAUGAUCUGGGUUAUGGUGAUGAUGGUGAUUAUUAAGAGGCGUGCUACUUGCUUCAUUUCUUAAUAAGAUGAUGAGAGGCAGUGUUGUUUACAUGCUGUUUUUUUCCCGUUAAUUUGAAUUAAUUAUUGAUAAUCCCUGGCCUUGUGUUCUGAUUUAAGCAUGUAUCUCUCAAAAUAAAAAACAUGUAUUAAAUACCAUAUACUCCCUCCGUCCCUUUGAAUUAUAUACACUUUCUUUUUCGGGAUGUCCCAUUCAAUUCUAUACAUUUCAAAACUUUCCUAAAAUUGUAAACUUUUAUAAUAUAAAAAUCCCA
This is a messenger RNA of Daucus carota subsp. sativus, 1126 nucleotides long. Its product is annotated as protein SRC2. The record is from RefSeq and is a predicted model, not a curated record. Bases 30 to 848 code for a protein of 272 amino acids. NCBI's taxonomy places the organism in Eukaryota, Viridiplantae, Streptophyta, Magnoliopsida, Apiales, Apiaceae. The transcript has a single exon. Gene Ontology annotation, biological process: defense response.